GCUAUAUGAUGUUAGGCAUCCUAAGUUAUCUACAAUUUCUGCUACGUCCAAGUAAGAUAUAUAGCCAACAAAUUGACAGUUCUAUAAUUGAUGAAAUACAAUCACUUAUAAAUAGAUUCAAACCGAUGAAAUGAAGAUCCUUUGUCACAACUCACAUCAUUUAUUAGGUAUGAGAAUAUAUCAUUCCCAUGUGAAUCACAAAUGGACUUUUUGAGACAAUCGUAACUUGAGAUACAAGUCUCAUAAGUCAUAACCCCACAACAAUGAAAGCUCUCGCCUUUAAUCUGCCAGGCGGCCACCAAGGCUUGGCUUGUGCUUCAGCUUUUAUCUCUUUAGUUCUCUUUCUUUAACUAAAUCUCUGUCAAAAUCUCUAACAGAUUCUAAUUUCUCGUGCUUUUAUUAUCUUUUGUUUAUUAAAGUAUUAUUCCAAGUGACUUUAGUGUACUUAACGAUACUAUUAAGCUAUAACAUCCCGUCCUAAGAUUACAAUGCGAUCUUAAAUGGUAGCGGUUUAUAAGAUUACUAGAUAUAUAAGAGAUCGUAGAAGAAUAAGUUUCUUGAGAUCAUCAUGGAUUCAGCGUCGAGUUUGGAAAUGGAGACAAUCAAGAAAGAGUUGUUCAACAUGGCCAUGAGAGGAGAAUGGGAAAAAGUAGUAAGAAUGUACAAGGAGGAUCACAGGGCUCACCAUGCCAAGAUCACAAGAUCAGGGGACACCGCACUGCAUGUGGCGGUCUCUGACUGCCAAGAGGAGGUCGUCCAAGAGCUCGUCCGACACAUUGUCUCCAAGCAUUCUGGUGAUCAGGUCAGGUCCGUGCUCGACAUCCAAAACGACAGAGGUAACACUGCUCUCCACUUCGCAGCAUCACUGGGGAACGUGCGGAUGUGCAAGUGCAUUUCUGAGGUCAAACCGUCGCUGGUCGGCUCUCGCAACAAGGACGGUGAGACGCCGUUGUUCCUUGCUGCUCUUAGAGGCAAGAAAGAUGCUUUUCUUUGCCUGCAUUUCAUAUGUGGUCCUGACCUUGGCGCUUCUUAUUGCCGGAAAGACGACGGUCAGACUGUUCUACAUUGUGCAAUUGCCGGAGAGUAUUUUGAUUUGGCAUUUCAGAUAAUACAACUAUACAGGGAACUUGUAAAUUUUGUUGAUGAGCACGGACUUUCCCCUCUUCAUAUUUUGGCAUGUAAGCCAUUUGCUUUCAAAAGUGGUAGCAACCUUGGACCAUGGCACAAAAUCGUAUACCAUUGUACAUUUGUGGAUGAGCUCAAGCCAGAGACACCCUCACUAAGGAAUUUACUUGAGGAUGAAAAGAAACCAAAUUAUCCAGAAAAUUACAAAUCUUGUGUCAAUGUAUUUCAGUUGCUGAAAAAUGCCUUUCAAGUUGUAAGUACUGUCAGAGACGAUGCACAAAAAAUGUCAAAAAAAGCCGAUGAAGAGAACCCUGAAGGGGCAAAUGUUACUCUUGCCAGUAAAGGGCAGUUGUUGAUCCUUGGAGCUCAAGGGCAUCAAUUAUUUCCGUCUAAUUACACGGCAUGCUUCAACUUUGUCAAGAUUUUGUGCAAGGCACUGCUAGUCGUCCUUGGAUUCGGAUCUAGAAUGAUAAUAAGAGUAAGGGAAAAGAAAGAGAAGCACAUAUGGUCUGUCCAAAUAAUGAAUGAACUCCUGAAAACUGCUUCGAUGUACGAGUACGAGAACACUGGAGCUAGUCCACAGGCAGCAUUGUUGCAUAAAGACGACGAUGAGACGAAGCCUUAUGAAACCUUCAAAGGCGGAGAAGCUACUUUUGCAAGUUACACAAUGGAUCGGCCAAUUCCACCUCCUAUCCCUUCUGAUCCUGCAAAAACUGGCCAACAAGACAAUGACAAAGGAAAGAACGGUAAAGGCAUGUAUGAAAUAGAAAAGAGGGAGACAGCCAUACUACUAGCGGCUAAAAAUGGUGUGACGGAGGUGGUGGAGAAGAUCCUAGAGCUUUUUCCGGUGGCUAUCCACGACAUGAAUGCGGAGGAGAAGAAUAUAGUGCUAUUGGCAGUGGAGCAUAGGCAACCACAUGUGUAUAAGUUAUUGUUGAAAAGAAACAUAUUGAAAGACAGCGUCUUUCAGCAAGUAGACGACAAAGGGAAUAGCGCAUUACAUCUUGCGGCCAUGCUUGGAGGCUACAAGCCUUGGCUAAUCCCAGGAGCUGCUUUGCAAAUGCAGUGGGAAAUCAAAUGGUAUGAGUUUGUGAAAAGAUCAGUGCAACCAAACUUCUUUGUCCGCUAUAACAACGACCACAAGACUGCAAAGGACAUCUUCACCGAAACCCACACGGAACUCGUCAAAGCCGGUGGCGAAUGGCUAACAAACACUUCAGAGUCCUGCUCCGUCGUAGCUGCCCUAAUUGCUACCGUCGCAUUCGCUACGUCCACCACGGUCCCCGGAGGUAAUAAUGAGGAAAGUGGAAAACCAACCCUAGAAGAGAAGCCGGCAUUCGAAGUGUUUGCCAUCUCAUCACUGAUUGCCUUAUGCUUCUCAGUCACUUCCGUGGUAAUGUUCCUAGCCAUCCUCACAUCUAGGUACCAGGAAAAAGAUUUUAGUAAAGACCUACCAAGGAAGCUUCUAGUGGGGUUGACAUCUCUCUUUGUGUCCAUAGCUUCCAUGUUGAUUUCAUUUUGUGCAGGCCAUUUCUUUGUGCUUCAAGAUAAACUCCAAUACGCAGCGUUUCCUGUGUAUGCUGUGACAUGCCUGCCCAUAUCAUUUUUUGCUCUUGCGCAAUUUCCACUCUAUUUUGAUCUCAUAUGGACCAAUUUUAAGAAGGUACCUCAGCGCAGUUACAAGGUAGCCGUUUCCCCUGUCUAUUAAGCUGUAUUAUAGGAUAGGGUCCGUCCGUUUGUUUUAUCUUAUUGACUU
This is a messenger RNA of Morus notabilis, 2881 nucleotides long. RefSeq lists its product as uncharacterized. The coding region runs from base 569 to 2833 and encodes 754 amino acids. Gene Ontology annotation, molecular function: protein binding. NCBI's taxonomy places the organism in Eukaryota, Viridiplantae, Streptophyta, Magnoliopsida, Rosales, Moraceae. The record is from RefSeq and is a predicted model, not a curated record. The transcript is spliced from 7 exons.